Molecule: messenger RNA, 1473 nt
Organism: Vigna unguiculata (cowpea)
Lineage: Eukaryota; Viridiplantae; Streptophyta; Magnoliopsida; Fabales; Fabaceae
Source: RefSeq, a predicted model, not a curated record
UCUCCGGGUGAGGUAUUUCCUUUUUCUUUCUUUUAUGCAGAGACUGAGUCUUAGGGUGAGUUACCCGCUGCAACCCAACUCGUGCAUUCGAAGAAGGGUUGGUUUUGGUUUGGUAAACUUCCAUCCAUGGUCUCCGAAUCCGAACUCAUCGGCCGCCUCCGCGAGUUCCUCCGGAGUUCCGACCUCAACACCACCACCACCGCCACCGUCCGCCGCCAGUUGGAGGCUGAUUUCGGUAUCGAUUUAUCCCACCGCAAGGCAUUCAUUAGGGAGCAGGUCGACUUGUUCCUCCAGACCGAGCACAACCAACCGCAACAACAACCAGAACAAGACGACGACGUACCAAAAGAUGAAGAAGAAGAAGAUGCCCCUAAUAAUCCCGAGCAAAGUGAACCAUCCGAUUCCAAGGAAGAAUCGGAAGAAGACGACGAUGAAGAGGAACGAGAUAAACCUAAGCAUGCCAAAAAUGCCAAGAAGAAUAAAGGACGAUCUAACAAGUUAGGUGAUGAGGUAGCAAAGAAAAGAGGUGGUGGAUUUUGCAAAUUGUGUAGCCUGUCUCCACAACUUCAGGAAUUCAUGGGAGCUCCAGAAAUGGCCAGGACUGAGGUUGUUAAGCAAAUAUGGGCCUACAUUAGGGAGAAAAAUUUGCAAGACCCAAAUAAUAGACGGAAUAUAAUUUGCGAUGAUCGAAUGCGGGCCCUUUUUAAUGUCAACUCCAUCAACAUGUUCCAAAUGAAUAAAGCGUUGUCGAAGCAUAUCUGGCCAUUGGAUUCUGAUGAUGUUGUCCAGGUGAAGUCCACGCCAAAGGAGAAGCAGAAGAAGCAAGAGAGAGAUGAUGAUUCAGAUGAGGAGCCAAAAAGAAAGGAAAAACGGCAGAAGGGAGCAGGGAAAUCAGGUUUUCUUGCUCCUCUUCAGCUAUCAGAUGCCCUUGUAAACUUCCUUGGUACCGGAGAAAGUGAGUUAUCAAGAACAGAUGUUAUAAAAAGAAUGUGGGAUUACAUUAAAGGAAACAACCUUCAGAUGCUUACGGUUCUCUUUCCAUAUCCGGUGACCACACCAACUUUUGAAGAUCCUUCUAACAAGAGGCAAAUAAUAUGUGACGAGAAGCUGAAAGAACUCUUUGAUGUUGACUCCUUCAACGGCUUCACAGUUACAAAACUGCUGGCACCACAUUUUAUAAAGACACAGCAGUGAGUUGCUUGUACAUUGUUACAGUCAAGCAUGGGAUGAUUGGGGAAUUUUGUUCAUCAUGUUAGUUUCUUAAGAAGGUUUCCUUUGUGUCCUGUUGGCAUGCCAACAGAAGGGAUAGAAAUUUGUAAAAUGACAGAUUUUCAGUAAUUUUUUCUCGAAGAUUUUCAUGUUGUGACCUUUUUGUUUUAAAUUAUCCUAGUUUUGCUACUUUGGCAGUUGAAUUUUUUUGUAUAUUUGGUUCCUGAAGCUGCAGGGAGAAUGUUGGCUUCGUAUUCUACUUGA